Molecule: messenger RNA, 1590 nt
Organism: Prorocentrum cordatum
Lineage: Eukaryota; Dinophyceae; Prorocentrales; Prorocentraceae
Source: the annotation of a GenBank genome assembly
AUGGCGGACAAGCUGGAGACCGUGAAGGGGCGCAACUGCGGGACCAAGGUUGUGCACGUGCGCGCGUUCAACCCCAAGGUGCACACAACCCACAAGAACGCAGACGUCUUCACUUGCGUGCUGGCCAGUGAAUCAGGAUUAUACUGCAUCGCCGAGCAGAUGGUCUGGGGCGACACCCCCGCGGCGCGCGCCCGGACAACCAAAGCUCUGACGGAUAAGUGGGCCCCCAGGUCGUCGUGGGCUCUAUCCAUGUUGACGAUGGUGCGCAAGAAAGACGCCUUCCACGGCAGUCCGCACCCCUGCGUCUUGCAGCUGGGCAACAAAACCAUGGUCGCCAAAGUUUUGCCGCCCCAGCAGGCGAACAAGUUGCCAGACGAAGACCAAGCAGUUGACCUGUACGGCUUCGUUACCGACAUCUCCACCGAAGGCACAUUCAAGGGGAAGAAAUUGGCGGUGUCUUCCGUGUGCGACGCAUCCAAAAACGCCAUCGCCCUGAAGUUUUGGGAGGAGUCCGCCCCGCAGGCACAGCAGCUUCACAACAAGGAGCCUGUCUACAUUUUCGGUGCGUACCUUGUGAAGUCCGACAACGGCGGCGUCCACCUCACAGUGCGCAACUCCACCAUUCUCACCCAGCCCACGGGCUCCUCUCCUAAAGUGGCAGCGAUGCUUGCCGCUGGCGUCCGAGACAUCGCCAAAGACGACCUGGCCAGCCCCUCGGUGUACGACUCCACGAACUACAAAGAUGGGCCCGCCGUGAGUUCCACGUCGGCAAUUCUGGACAUGCUCUUACACAGCAAGGCCGUGGCUCCGGAUAAGCUGUUCGAAAUCCCCGCCGCAUCCUUUUCCCUCAGCGACACGGAGAACUUGCUGACCGAGGCCGGGGGCCGCGCGUGGGCGUCCGUGCGCAUGUCCGACUACACCGGCUCGGUCGACGCUAAGAUCGCGGAGGCGGCUGCCCUCGCGUUGACGGGGUGCGCUGACAAGGCCGAGUUCCAAGACGUGGUCGCGCAAGGGUCCAUGACGUGGUCUCGGGCACGCGUCCGCGCAACGCUGGCUGUCUCCCCCGGCGCCAAGGGCGACCAGGUUAACGAACCGCGCCUUGCUAUCGCGUGUGCAGAGCCUGGCCUUUUCGACGUCGCCGCGCCAUUGCUCGCCCCGCAGAACGACAGCCGCCUUGUCCCGACUACAGCCCGCGCCAUUUCGAUGACUGCCACGGGGAAGCUCUGCGUCACUAUCGGCCCUGCGCGGUUCCUGACCAGCGGGGCCAUCCUACUCGUCGAGGCCACGAAGGGCCCAGAUACCACCCCGCGCGACGACGGCUUUGCCAUCACCAACUACGUCACAGACGUAGCGGAGACCGACACCGAGCAGAAGACUGCCUGGAGGGCGACCACGGCUUGUCCGACAAGGCGUCUGGGCCGGCACGCCUUGACCAAAAAGGACUGGGCGCUUAUCUUGGCCACUUUCGCCAGCGCGACGGACUCCGAGCUCGCUGUCGCCGACGCCGACGACGACCUCAGCGACUUCUUCGGGCCCACCGCCAAGCGGAUCCACAAGACGUUCUGUGGCCCCGCGAGCAUCGCAGAGUGA